UUAAACAAUGUAUAUAACUCAUCCCCAUCUAAGGAGGACAAGUCCAGCGACCAGGGCCGCCCACCCUGGGGCCGCGAUUGUCCGGGAGACCGAAAGGCGGCGCAAGCCCUGAAGGCCCCGCCUCGGGUCUGGAACCCGUCCAGAUCCACAGACGCCUGCGCGGAGGGAGGGGAAUCUCUAAUCUGAUGAUUAGCAAGCGGCCUUAGGGAGCCCCUCUGCCAGCCUCUGAGCAGCUUCUGGGCUGAGCCGACCCGGAGGAACCGGCACCGCUGGCGCAUGGCCCAGGGCUCCGCUGUACGCCUGAGGGACGUGCUGAGGCUACUGCUCUGGUGCGGGGCGCUGCGGGCGGCAGGUUCUCUGAAAGUGGAGGUGCCAGGAAGGCCACUGACGGUACGCCUAAACGACAAUGUCACCAUCCCCUGCAAAGUCCAUGACUUCCCAAUGCUGGACCUCAGUUGUAUGGGCAUUAGGUGGUAUUGGAAGGAUCCGGCGUCUGAAGCAGAGGACACGGUGUUGGAGUUAUAUGGCGAUAAUGAAAAGGUUACCCGAACUGGGGCCAAAGUGUCUCUGGAUUGGCCGAAGUCAGGUGACGCCUCAUUGCAUCUGCCUGGGGUCCAGGUGGGGGAUGCAGGAAUGUACCGGUGCCAGGUGGUGGUGCCCCCUCAGAUGGAAGAAGGAGUGGCCUCUCUGGAAGUUACAGCUGAGCCGGCCAGCACGGUGUUUCUGGAGCAAAGCAUGGAGAGAAGUAACGAAAUUGAUGGCAGUUAUCUUGUGUGUCAUGCCAGUGGGUUCUACCCAGAAGCCAUUAACAUAACAUGGCAGAAGUGGACCCAGAAUGUUUCGCAGUACCAAAGGAUUUCCACAGACAUCUGGAAUGAUCCCAUCAUCAAGAAUGAGGGUGGCACAUUUAACAUCACCAGCUACUUGAAAAUCAGUCCCUCUCUGGAAGACAGUGUGACCAUCUACCAGUGUGUGGUGUGGCACUGCUCCUUGAACACCUCCCAGAGGCUGAACUUCACACUGCCUGUGAGAGAAACUAAAGAGAGAGAUCUCAUCUGGAUCCUUGUUUCUAUUGUUGGACUGAUUUUAAUAGUGGUUAUUUCCGUUUGUAUUUGGAGAAGGUGCAGGUCUUGUAAACACCCAGCAGUGACACUGAAGAAGGAACCACAGCCAAAUCAAGUGUGGCAAUUUACAGAGAUAACUCUAAUCUUUCACUCCUAGUUUGCCCAGAUGACUCCAGUCCGUCACACACGUCUAUGUCCUUACCUGUUGCGGCAUAGCUUUACAGUGCCCUCCAGCACACUCCCUGGUCAUUGGGCUCAAACAUGUGCCUUGCUUUAGUCAACACAAGAAAGUGACUACAGGCCAGUUCUCAGUGUGGCCCUAGAGGGGCCUUUUUGUGUCUUCCUUUGCUGUCUUUGGUGCCUCUGACGCAAGAAGGAUGAAUCCAGGGUGACCUGCUGGAGGAUGAGCCAUACAGGAAGCCGAGUCCCGUCAUCCUAGGUGAAGUGACAGCAUUCAUCUCCACUCAGGCUGAUCUACCUCUGGUCAGCAGUGCUGACAGAGCCAACUCUAAGGACAAGAGAAAUUUUUAAAAAUUUAUUUUAAAGUGAAAAAAAAAUUUUCAACAUCAGGUAUUAGAAUAACAGUGG
Messenger RNA from Chinchilla lanigera (long-tailed chinchilla), 1652 nucleotides. Its product is annotated as natural cytotoxicity triggering receptor 3 ligand 1-like. Gene Ontology annotation, biological process: cell surface receptor signaling pathway; T cell costimulation; negative regulation of T cell proliferation. The transcript has 6 exons. Bases 277 to 1221 code for a protein of 314 amino acids. Gene Ontology annotation, cellular component: external side of plasma membrane. NCBI's taxonomy places the organism in Eukaryota, Metazoa, Chordata, Mammalia, Rodentia, Chinchillidae. The record is from RefSeq and is a predicted model, not a curated record.